AUGGGUGUCUGCCUGUGCCCUAACCGCUCGGCCCUCUAUCUCCUGCUGUUGCUGAUGCUGCUCGCGGAUCCGGGGCUGCCUGCCCGACGUCAUCACCCUGUGGUGCUAGUGCCUGGUGAUUUGGGCAACCAGCUGGAGGCAAAGCUGGACAAGCCGGCAGUUGUGCACUACCUCUGCUCCAAGAAGACAGAAGACUAUUUCACGCUCUGGCUGAACCUCGAAAUGCUGCUACCAGUCAUCAUUGACUGCUGGAUUGACAAUAUCAGGCUGAUCUACAAUGCAACAUCCCGGGCCACCCAGCUCCCUGUUGGUGUGGAUGUGCGUGUCCCUGGCUUUGGGCAGACUUUCUCACUGGAGUUCCUGGAUCCCAGCAGAUGGAGUGUGGGUUCCUAUUUCCACACUAUAGUGGAAAGCCUUGUGGGCUGGGGCUACACACGGGGUAAGGACGUCCGGGGGGCCCCCUAUGACUGGCGCCGAGCCCCAAAUGAAAAUGAGCCCUACUUCCUGGCACUUCGCAAGAUGAUCGAAGAGAUGUACCACCUCUACGGGGGCCCUGUGGUGCUGGUGGCCCACAGCAUGGGCAACAUGUAUACACUCUACUUUCUACAGCAUCAGCCACAGGCCUGGAAGGAUAAGUACAUCCAGGCCUUCGUGUCACUGGGUGCCCCCUGGGGCGGCGUGGCCAAGACCCUGCGCGUCCUGGCCUCAGGAGACAACAACCGGAUCCCGAUGAUUGCGUCCCUGAAGAUCCGAGAACAACAGCGAUCUGCUGUCUCCACCACCUGGUUACUGCCCUACAGCUACACUUGGUCACCUGAGAAGGUAUUUGUGCGCACAGCCAGGACCAACUACACACUUCGAGACUAUCACCGGUUCUUCAAGGACAUUGGCUUUGAGGAAGGCUGGCUCAUGCGGCAGGACACAGAGGGGCUAGUUAAUGUCACACGGCCACCUGGAGUGCCACUGCACUGCCUCUACGGGACUGGGGUCCCCACACCAGACUCCUUCUACUAUGAGAACUUCCCUGACCAUGACCCUAAAAUCUACUUUGGUGAUGGCGAUGGGACUGUGAACCUGCAGAGCGCACUGCAGUGCCGCACCUGGCAGGGACGCCAGAAGCAGGAGGUUUUGCUCCUGGAACUGCCAGGGAGUGAGCACAUUGAGAUGCUGGCUGAUACCAACACGCUGGACUACCUGAAACGGGUGCUCCUUGGGCCCUGACUUCCUGUGCC
This is a messenger RNA of Elephantulus edwardii (Cape elephant shrew), 1232 nucleotides long. It is a transcript of the gene PLA2G15, whose product is annotated as phospholipase A2, group XV. Lineage: Eukaryota; Metazoa; Chordata; Mammalia; Macroscelidea; Macroscelididae. The record is from RefSeq and is a predicted model, not a curated record. Gene Ontology annotation, biological process: phosphatidylcholine metabolic process; ceramide metabolic process. Gene Ontology annotation, cellular component: lysosome. The transcript is spliced from 6 exons. Bases 1 to 1221 code for a protein of 406 amino acids.